AUGAGGGUGGAGGAGGCUGUGACGGUGUCCCAGGCGGGUCGCGACAGGGAGCAGCCUGGGCAGCCCGCGGCGCUGGGGUGCGGGGCGCGCGGAGAACCAGGCCGGGGCUGCCCGCGGGAACCCGACAAACAGUGGAAGAAAUUUUUAUAUUGUGAACCACAUAAGAGAAUUAAGGAAGUAAUGGAAGAAGAACUUUAUAUUAAGCGAGAUGAAUGCCACAUUAAAAAUCCAUCUACAGUGGCCCUGGAAGGGAUCUGGAGCAUUAAAAGGAAUCUCCCUGUGGGAGGCUUGAAGCCAGGACUGCCAAGCAGAAACAGUUUACUGCCACAAGCCAAGUACUAUUCAAGACACGGAGGGCUGCGAAGAUAAAAUGAAUAUAAUUUUUCAUUGAGGAUAAAAAGCCCCUCUUUCUCCUGAAGUUUGAAGAACAGAGAAGAAACUCAAGCUUGUUUCAGGAUUUAAAAUGUGUAAAAAAUGUAUAUUAGUCUGUAAUCCCUAUUAUUGGUAUUAAUACCUGUCUAUAAAUUAAUCCAAAGUAAUGAAAAACUAUUGAUAAAGUUUACUAAGCACCUGAAAACAAAGAAAGAAAAUUGUCUACUU
Otolemur garnettii (small-eared galago) is the source of this 600-nucleotide messenger RNA. RefSeq names its product chromosome unknown C11orf97 homolog (gene CUNH11orf97). Lineage: Eukaryota; Metazoa; Chordata; Mammalia; Primates; Galagidae. The transcript has 4 exons. The record is from RefSeq and is a predicted model, not a curated record. The coding region runs from base 1 to 369 and encodes 122 amino acids. Gene Ontology annotation, cellular component: ciliary base.